Molecule: messenger RNA, 1701 nt
Organism: Exophiala xenobiotica
Lineage: Eukaryota; Fungi; Ascomycota; Eurotiomycetes; Chaetothyriales; Herpotrichiellaceae
Exons: 1
Coding region: 1-1701 (566 amino acids)
Molecular function (GO): protein binding
Source: RefSeq, a predicted model, not a curated record
AUGACCUUGCUUUCCAGGAAGACUGAUGUGUCAACAGACCAAAAGUCGGGCAUCACUUCGACGGUUCUGACUUUGGUUCCUUCGAAGCCUUUCCAGCAAGGGAUCGUUCGCUUUCACAUCUCAUGGAAACCAAUCCAUCAAUCUUUCCAAAUGCCCAGUUUCAACCUCCAAUUUGCAGACGUCGUGCCUAGAGAUCAUCCGAUCAUGGCGGCAUCUGGCCAGAACGAUUGCGCGAUGUUGAAGAAGAUAAUUGAGAACCGGACAGCUUCCCCUAACUGCUGUACUCUUGAAGGCUUGACGCCCCUUCAUUUUGCUGCGGCCUCCGGCCACGAUGGUGUGUGCAGAUUACUCCUGCAGGAAGGUGCCUCUUGCUCUUCAACAGGCUUUCGAGGUAUAAGCCCUCUCCAUGUUGCUGCUCACUUCGGGCAUGUAGGGGUAUUUAAGACAUUGUUAGGUGUUGGCUUAGAUCCAAACGACUAUCACGAAAAUGGAUCAAACGCAGUUUUUGAGCUCCUGCUCUCUCAGCGGGGGAUCGGCCUAGCAGAGGUAUCGAGCCGCCUGAACUGGUUGCUGCAUGGCCAACAACAACAUUUCAUCGAUAUCCAGGCAAAGGACAGCGAACAUCGGGGGGUCAUAAGUUACGUCGAAACCUUAACCGGCGCUCCCAAUGACAAAUCUGACCGGGCAUUCGAUAAAAUCAAGCCAUCCAUCGAGGUAUUACUGGAUCAAGGAGCUCAGGCCGAUGAACUUGAUAUUCACCGCGUGUCUCUACUUCACCAAGCAUGCGACGAAGGGGACUUGGAGCUGGUCAAGAUGAUCCUCCAAAGAAAGCCUGACCUUGAGGUUAGAAGCCAGUGGGAUCCUGGACAUGAUUUUGGAGGAUGGCUGGACUGGACGCCGCUCCAUAUAGCCGUUGUCAAUCAACACUUGAUGAUUGCCUCCGAGCUCGUCAACAGUGGUGCGGACAUUGAUGCUGGAUCCGAGUCUAGAUUUUUAGGCGGACGUACCCUGUCCCCACUGAAACUGGCCGCAAGGAACAAUGACGUCGAAAUGCUUGAGAUGCUUUUUGCUAAAGGGGCAGGAAAGAAUGAUUCUGUACUCAUUGCCGCAUUACAUGCAGCUAUUUGGACAGAUGCAGUCGAAGCCGUCCGUUUUCUCAUCGACGAUGAGGGCAGGCGCCAAAUAUUCACUCUCAAGAACAUUGGUGCGCGUGUGCCAAGUACAAAAAUGCUAGAAGUUCUAUUAGAAGCCGGUCUGCUGGUUGUGGAAGAGCACGUACUCAACGGCAACGUUUGUUACUGGACUCACCUGACUUAUGCAGCGUGGGCAGCAGAUGUCAGCGUGGUAACGUCACUUCUUGACCAUGGGGCGAACCCCAAUAAAACAGCGCCUGCUCUCUUGCCUGGACUGGAAAUGACACCUCUUGCUUUUGCUGCACUGGAAGGCCAUCUUUCUAUCGCAGCUCUGCUGCUCGACCGCGGAGCGGAUCCGUCAUUAACAGGUAAGGGGUCGCUUCCGCCUGCACAAGUGGCGAUUGUAUCAGGUUACGAUGAUAUUGCCUCUUUGAUCCUCAAGCACACUCAUGGAGCAGUUCCAGAAGCACGAUGGGGCACGACCGUUGAAAAGCGAAUGGAAGCGGAAUCAUUGACGUACGACACGCAGAGUCCGAUCGAGUUGGACCUUUAUUCCGCUAUUGAUUGA